Messenger RNA from Rhopilema esculentum, 2816 nucleotides. Its product is annotated as high-affinity choline transporter 1. Gene Ontology annotation, biological process: acetylcholine biosynthetic process; choline transport; transmembrane transport. The record is from RefSeq and is a predicted model, not a curated record. Gene Ontology annotation, molecular function: choline:sodium symporter activity. NCBI's taxonomy places the organism in Eukaryota, Metazoa, Cnidaria, Scyphozoa, Rhizostomeae, Rhizostomatidae. Gene Ontology annotation, cellular component: plasma membrane.
AAAGCACAUUGUUUCAUCUUGCAAAUUAUCGAGCACUUUUACCAGUCCUGACGUCUAUUGUAGGUAAGAAAUCUAUUGAAGUUGAAAAUGGCAGUAAAUAUUGCUGGACUUAUUGCCGUCAUUGUUUUCUAUAUAAUUAUAUUCGUCAUCGGAAUAGUAGCGGCGAAAGUCCAGUCGAAAAAGACCCGUGGAACUGUGCGGGAAGAUGAGGACGUUAUGUUGGCAGGACGAAACCUCGGCUGGUUUGUCGGCUGUUUUACUAUGACAGCUACAUGGGUCGGCGGAGGCUACAUCAAUGGAACAGCGGAGCUGGUUUACAACAGUGGAGUUGUCUGGGCACAGGCACCUUGGGGGUAUGCUUUAAGCUUAACAUUGGGCGGGAUGUUUUUCGCAAAGAUCAUGCGCAAAAGGCGAUACGUCACAAUGCUCGACCCGCUGCAAGAAAAGUACGGUAAUUGGAUGGGAGGUGUUUUGUAUAUCCCAGCAUUCCUCGGAGAGACCAUGUGGAGUGCAGCCAUUCUCGGUGCUCUAGGCUCCACUCUCAGUAUAAUUAUUGACCUUGAAAUCGACCUGGCAGUGAUCUUGUCCGCCAUUAUUGCCAUUGGCUACACAUUCUUUGGAGGGCUCUACUCAGUCGCAUACACAGACGUCAUUCAAUUGAUCUGCAUCUUCAUUGGACUAUGGCUUACAAUUCCAUUCGCCAUGAGCAACCCCAACGUUAAGAGCAUCACAUCAACCAAGGAUGAAUGGCUCGGAACUUUCGAUGUAGAAAGAACUGGCGAAUGGAUGGACUAUGCUAUGCACUUGGUAUGCGGAGGUCUGCCAUGGCAGGUCUAUUUUCAAAGAGUUUUGUCUGCAAAGAAAACCUCAUAUGCACAGGGACUAUCGUUUUUUGCCUCAUUUGGUGCAAUGUUUAUGGCAGUUCCCGCGGUAAUCAUCGGUGCUAUUGCUAAGUCCACAGAUUGGCAAAACAUUGACAUGCCAGCAAGCAUGAAAACAAUCGAUGCCAAUAACGUGACAGUGAUUGCCGACACAAGAAUAGUCUUGCCAGUCGUUUUGCAGUAUUUGACUCCAACCUGGGUGUCCAUUUUUGGAAUGGGAGCGAUCUCUGCAGCCGUGAUGUCAUCAGCGGAUUCUUCAAUCCUCAGUGCCAGUUCAAUGUUCGCCCAUAACAUUUACAAACUCAUUCUGCGACCUAAGGCAUCUGAGAGAGAGCUCAUCUGGGUUGUUCGAAUCGGAAUUCUGGGUGUCGGUGCAGUUGCAACGACCAUGGCACUUACAAUCAAAAGUAUCUACUACUUGUUCGUGCUUUGUUCAGAUCUUGUGUUCGUCUUGCUUUUCCCGCAAUUGGUUUCCGCAUUGUACAUUCCAUUUUCCAACGUUUACGGUUCCAUAUCAGCUUAUAUUGUUGGUCUUUUCUUUCGCCUUGGCGGGGGAGAGCAGCUCAUCAGCCUCGCACCAUUGAUCGUGUACCCCAUGUACCAAGAGGAUUCACUCAAACAGCUCUUUCCAUACCGCACUCUUGCUAUGGUUCUUUCCUGGAUAACUCUCAUCGUCGUCUCAUAUACAACAAAACAAUUGUUUGAAAGGCAAAUUAUAUCAACGAAAUAUGAUUUUCUGAAGGCAUUUGGUAAGAAUGAAGAUCCUUUGGAGAAAUACGAAUUGAAAGGUGUAGAAGGCAUUGAGAACAACCACGUUGCAUGAUUUUUAAGAACGCAAGAUGCCUUCAUGAAUACUGAUAUGUCUGUAUCUUUGCACGCUUCUUUGUGUCAUUAUAGCUUAAGGGUACCUGUAUUUACUUAGGGCUACUGAACUUGUAAAAUUUUAACAUAUACCAGGAAACGUAAAACGAAAAUUUGUUCGUGUCUCUUAGAGACUUAGCGAACAACUCUAACUUCACACUUGCCUGCAUAGGCUCCUUUGACAUCAGAACAUAGGCUUUAAUUGCUAUUUGUGCUUUAAGAACCAUUAAAAGAAGAAGCGACGUGAUUUCCCUGCCCAAGUGCUCUUGUCGAAAUUUUGGAGGUUAUGUAAGCUUUCCCACUAAUUUAAUUUCAAGCCAUGUGUAUCAUGCUAAUAGUUUUCAGGCAUACUAAGUGUUUAUCUUCUGAUUGAUAAAAUAUUCUUUAUAGUUCUUCUUAUUUCCUGAAUUUUUCGUAAUGAUUGUUAAUGUUUAUAGCUUUAUCAUAGCAACAUAAAAAAGCUAGAUAUCACAGAGGGAUGUUGUUCUAUUGAUUGCAGGGGUUUUUCGCAAAAACAGAAGAUUUUUAACCAGUUUGAAUUCUCUUGGGCCUUCUCUUACAUAGCACUACAUCCCAAAGAGUGUUCGAUAUUGUUGUCCUGUUAUUAUUAUCAUUAUUAUUAUUAUUAUGUCCAACUGAACAGUAUAAUAAAUGUAACAUGAAGUAAUUUUAAUAAAUAUGUUUUUCUGUUGAAAGAUAAUUUUUUAAGCGCUGUUUGGCUUUCUUUGGUGUCCACAUGAAUUGAACCCUUCUGAAAAUUUCUGUUAUCAUGAAUGUUAGCUUUUACAUAAACAGACAUAAUCCCCACCUGGCCUGUCAAGUCCUCGAUGGUGAAAGAGUUACUCUUGACGAAAUUUUCAAGUCUGCCCUAACCAACCUUACCAACAUUCUGGCUAUACUUUCAAAACAAUCAAGUCUUUAAUUUCUCGACGUUUGCACUCUUAUUCAAUGAUCUUAUCACACGUGCAUUGUGGGAUUCAAUCUAAGGUUAUUUUCAAGGCCUAGUGCUUUGGGAUUCCGAAAAGCACUGUCUCAAAUUGCCAAGCGUGCAAAUAUAUUUAAAGUUAUUACCCA